UUUAGACACUAUUUAAAGCAUUGUUUGUUGUCAUUUUAGCUAAAUUGCCUUUCCAACCAAGCAGUACUUGGCUAUAUUUUAAUCUAUUUCCACAUCACGCCCCUCAAAAUAGCCUAUCGUUGCGUGCGGCGCUCAGUUACUUCGUUUCCCAUGAUCCUCCUUGAGUUCUAUACCCCUCCCUUCUGAAAGCUAGUUGAUCGCGUCACAGCAAGGGUGAAGGAGCGUGUGGGGCUUCAGGUAUUUUCUUCUUCAAACUCGUGGGAUUGUCGACCUGUGGAAGGGAGGAAGACAGGCUACAGGAAAGUGUGAGCCGGAUGCAUGGUGAUUUUCACAUCGCUUGCAUGUAGAGCUGGGCUAACAUUGACGUACUGGAAUGGUGGCCGUUCGUAGCUGGAUUGUGUACAGGAUAGACAACAGUUAGCCAAACUCAAGGAGGAGGGGUCAUCGAAGAAUUGGCUGUCAGAGGGUCGACAGAAGUUUUCCACGAAGAAGAUAUAAACCCUGCGAUCAUUCGUUGGCUUUACGGAAUAUCGAUUUAGCAGGCUGUCAGUUCGUGGUAGCUGUGCAGUGGAUCCUGUCAAAUCACGACAAAAUGUUUGUUUUUGGUUUACUGAAGAAAGUCCUAAUCUACAGUAAUAGCACGUAUGGUCGUAAGGCAACAACCGCUUCAGGCAUGGGUAACGGUGUGCAGGAACACCAGCAGGCACUGACGCAGGGCGAAGUGCUACCCAGCCCACCUGCUAGCCAAUCAGAGGGCUACAGGCAGGGUCUCUCGGUGGUGAAUUCCUUGGCCUCGGGAGCCUUAGCUGGUGCUGUUGCCAAAACUGCCGUCGCUCCUCUUGAUCGAACCAAGAUCAUGUUCCAAGUGUCUUCAAACCGCUUCUCUGCUAAGGAGGCCUACAAGUUCAUCUACAGGACCUACCAGACACAAGGCUUCUUCAGCCUCUGGAGGGGGAACUCUGCCACCAUGGUUCGCGUGGUGCCCUAUGCCGCCAUCCAGUUCUGCGCUCACGAGCAGUACAAGGGCAUCCUGGGCAGCUACUACGGCUUCCAGGGAAAGUCUCUGACUCCUAUUCCUCGCCUGGUGGCGGGAUCCUUGGCUGGCAUGACUGCGUCCAUGAUAACCUACCCUCUGGACUUGGUGCGUGCCAGGAUGGCCGUCACCCCCAAGGAAAUGUAUGGCAACAUCAGUGACGUUUUCGUACGGAUCUGGCGGGAGGAGGGUCCCAAGACACUGUACCGCGGAUUUACGCCCACCAUUCUGGGCGUGGUGCCCUACGCCGGCCUCAGCUUUUUCACCUACGAGACGCUGAAGAAGCUGCAUGCAGAAAAGAGCGGCAGGACCAAACCGCACACAUACGAGCGGCUGGCAUUCGGGGCGUGCGCCGGCCUCAUCGCCCAGUCAGCAUCGUACCCCCUGGAUGUGGUGCGUCGCCGCAUGCAGACGGCGGGGGUGACUGGACACUCCUACAGCACCAUUUUGGGCACCAUGCACCAGAUCGUGACUGAGGAAGGACUGGUGCGCGGCCUUUACAAAGGCCUCAGCAUGAACUGGGUCAAAGGGCCGCUCGCUGUCGGCAUCAGCUUCACCACCUUUGACCUCACGCAGAUCCUGCUGCGCAAGCUGCAGCGGCGCGGUUACUUUCGGUAGCCAGCACGGGUGUUUAAGUUAUUUCGGGUGUCUAAGCCCCCUAUAGGGUUAGGGUAUAUUACAACGUUGGAAAAAAAAAAAAACUUGAGACGAUGUUUUUAUUUUCCAUUUGCACAAGUACAGGCACAUCUUCUGUCCUUUGAGACAUACGGAUACUUAUAGAGCAAAGCUUGCAGGGUCAGGCCAUUUAUCCAGCACCCCAGGAACAUUUUGGGGGGGGGGAGUUAAGGGCCUUGCUCAAGGGCCCAAUGGAGAUGUGACUACUCUGCAGAGGACAGCAAUUGAACUGGCGACCUUCCGAUCACGGGCACAGGAGCCUAACCCACUGAAAAGCCACCCCCCCCCCCCCUUUAACGGGCCAGAAGGAGCGAGAAGGGAUAGGAAGCUCGUGAUUGGCUGCUGAACCUCUAUUUUAAUGUUUGCACUUUCUCGCACACGCGUAAGCACAUGCGGGGUAUUGUAUACAAGCGCCCUGUUCAUAUGCGGAGUAUUGUCCUUGGUGUACUUGCUGUGUGUGUGUGAGAGAGUGUUUUCUCUAUUGAUGUGCAUUAAAAGCAUCGGUGAGGUGAAACAGCGAUGUGGCUGAAGAGGGACAGUGAGGGUUACCUACAUAAGGGAAAAGGUCUUCAGAUUUGCGUCGUUACAUAGUUGAGCUGUUACAUAACUGAGCUGCAUAUAUUGGCACUAAACUUAUUCUAAUCAAUGCGUGAUUAAAAACUCUAAAACCCAGAUAUAUAUAUAUACUCCCGUUGAUUAGAGUAUAUGGAGUACUUCUGUGAAAUAUUCUUCAAAUACUGAGUAUUAGUCAUUUUUAUGUUUUCAAAAGCGCCAUUAUCAUCCUUACACAGUGAAUGUUUAGCGCUGCAGUAUUGUAAUGGUUUGGUAGAGACCUCACACCGUGUGUGCAGUACUGCCAACCGGCAAAGAGAGUGGGGGUGACAUACUGGGAUCCAUCUCCAUGGACGGCCCCCCAGUGCUCUUUCCAGCUGUUCUACCCCUGGCUUAACCUCUAUAUUACAGUAUCAUGCUUUAAUGGCUCCUGGCCAGCUGUCGCCUUGCAGCCACUUCUGAUUCUCAAGUGCCUAAGCGAGCAGUGGUGCAGUGGAGCAGUGGUGCAGUGGACGUCCCCAUUGCAGUCCAAUGUCCAGCUCCUGUUCUCUGCUGAUGUCCACGCUCUCGUUCAACUCUGUAUUUUCUGUGUACUUCAAGUAUUAUAGGACAUAAUUUUCUGUUGUUCACAUUUUGCAUGUCAGACUGUGUUUCCCCUGCCUUCAGACGAGGAACGCUAAGAGUUGCAUUGUUUGACAUAAAGCCAAUUGCGGUCGCGGGCUUUAUGUGUGUCUGUACGGAAAGCACAAACCCAGCUCGUCCCCAAAUGUCUGUGUUGCCCUUUUAGAAUUCAGGCUGAAAGACAAUCUGUAUAUGCCAAAGCUCAAGUCUUCUGAAUGCAUAAACACACAAGUAUUGGUUUAUUUUUGUUUAACUUUUAUAAUUUACAAUGGUUUACCCAAAGUACAACUGAUGGUUCUUCAGACUGGGAUUUAUAUAUGAAACGAUGUUUCUGAUUUUCUGUGUGGUAUACAAGACCAUUGUGUAUACUUGGUAUUAGAAUAUUUUACUGAAAAUGAUAUGGUGGGUGCAUGUUUUGGAAAAGUCUCCCAAAUACACUUAAGGACUGGAACCAGAAUGCAAAUAAUUGUGGCCUUCUUACCAGUGGAUUGAGCUGUUACAUUCAGUAAUGGCUCAAGGACUGUCUGCAAGUAGAUUUAGGUAGAUUUAACUGGUACUGUUGAUAUGUCCAGUGUGCAAUACUUGAAGAGUAUUACGCAAUUGAAAUGCAAUGUGUGUGUCAUUAAUGAACAAAAAGCAUUUGGCUUUCAUUUCCUAAUAUGAUUCAUUUUGACUUCUAAUUGUUGCGAUAUGCAGAUUUUUGAUGUUUCUGUAAAUUUUAAUUAUUUGUGCCAAGAGAAUGUAUAUUAAAAUGAUUUAUAUAUUAUGUAAAGCUCAUAAUAUGGUCAUAUGCUGAUUAAGUAAAGACCUAUGUUGAGAUCCCUAA
Paramormyrops kingsleyae is the source of this 3707-nucleotide messenger RNA. It is a transcript of the gene slc25a42, whose product is annotated as solute carrier family 25 member 42. Gene Ontology annotation, biological process: transmembrane transport. Gene Ontology annotation, cellular component: mitochondrial inner membrane. Lineage: Eukaryota; Metazoa; Chordata; Actinopteri; Osteoglossiformes; Mormyridae. The record is from RefSeq and is a predicted model, not a curated record.